Messenger RNA from Salarias fasciatus (jewelled blenny), 2203 nucleotides. RefSeq names its product organic solute carrier partner 1b (gene oscp1b). Lineage: Eukaryota; Metazoa; Chordata; Actinopteri; Blenniiformes; Blenniidae. Bases 99 to 1241 code for a protein of 380 amino acids. The record is from RefSeq and is a predicted model, not a curated record. Gene Ontology annotation, cellular component: cytoplasm; plasma membrane. Gene Ontology annotation, biological process: transport. The transcript is spliced from 10 exons.
UUAUCAAACAGACAGAUUCCCAUCAGCAACGACCUAGCCGGCUACAGUCGCUAGCCUGCUACCUUUCCAGGAAUAAACCAACCCAUCUGAAUAACAUCAUGUCUUCAAGGACUUUGCCCCUGCUUUUUAUUAAUCUCGGCGGGGAAAUGCUGUACAUCCUGGACCAGAGGCUUCGGGCUCAGAAUAUACCUGCCGACAAAGCUAAGAAAGUUAUGAAUGACAUCAUCACUACUAUGUUCCACAAAAAGUUCCUGGAGGAGCUUUUCAAGCCACAGGAGCUUUAUUCCAAGAAGACCCUGAGGACCGUGUUCGACAGGUUGGCCCAUGCAUCUAUAAUGAGACUCAAUCAAGCCAGCAUGGACAAGCUCUACGACUUGAUGACCAUGGCUUUCAAAUAUCAGGUGCUUCUCUGUCCCCGACCUAAGGACAUCCUCCUCGUGUCCUUCAACCACAUGGACGCAAUUAAAGACUUUGCAAGAGAGAGUCCCAGCAUUCUCGCUCAGGUUGAUGAGACUUACCAACAGCUCAUAGAGAUGUAUACACCUUUAUCCAGUGGUGAAUUCCAGCUGAUUAGACAAACUCUUCUUAUCUUCUUUCAAGACAUGCACAUAAGAGUUUCCAUUUUUCUUAAAGAUAAAGUGCAGAAUUCAAACGGUCGUUUUGUACUGCCCACCAGUGGUCCAGUGCCUUAUGGAACACAAGUCCCUGGCUUGAUACGGAUGUUUAGCUGUGGUGGGGACGAGAUGAGCCGGCUGCAGUUCACCAAUGGAGGGAAUUACACUUCUGCGCUGCGAGAAGGCUGUUUUGACAUCUGUGGAGACAGAGUCACCAAACUAGGAACAAACAUGUACAGUGUGAGCCGCCCAGUGGAGACUCAUAUGUCUGGCACAUCUAAAAGUUCUGCUCAGCACACAAAGGUCAACACGGCCCCCAACCCGCUGGCCAAAGAGGAACUGAACCUGCUGGCCAGGCUGAUGGGGGGAUUAGAAGUUCAGAAGCCGGGAAACGCAGACAGUGGCUUCAGGGUUAAUCUGUUUGCUACAGAUGAGGAAGAGGAAGAGGCACUAAUAUCAAGGCCUGACGAGCUCUCCUAUGGUGUCAUCAACAUCCAAGCAACAAAGGACAAGCAGGCCAAUGCCGAGCUGGCUAAGAUCAUGGGCGAGUUCAGUGAGCCUGGGGAUCAGUCUCCCGGCACCAGCAGCAAAGGUGACGACCUUCUGGCCAUGAUGGACAGCCUGUGACACGCUCAGGCUGGAAGACAUACCUCGAGGGUGGAGCGCAGUGCUUCAUCAACAGCAUGUACUCCCGAAGACCUGUCCGCUGUCUAUACUGGCAAAUACACUGCAACAACCUCACAUGCAGCCUCAAGACUUUCUACUUAGGAUGUCUUUUUUUUUUAAUGCAGCUGCGAGCCUUUGUUUCCACCGGUUGUCUAAUUAACUGCCUGCAUAUUUGCAUUUCCCAUCAAAGAAUCUGUGGUGAGAUAAACUUUACGACGUGACAUGCUGAAAUCGUAUGUUUGCUGUAGAAUGACAGAAGUUUCAGUGCAACAAAGUAUACAGUAGGCCUAUACCGAUGUCUGUUAUGUGCUAGCACAACAUGUUUACAAGUUCCAUUUUUAGAAGCCUGCUGUGUGUAAAGCACAUUCCUUUAAUCUCAUCUAACCUAAAACGUCAGUUACGGUUGUAUUACAAGUGUAGUUUAUUUCCAGAAACACGGCCCAUAAUUGUAUACAAUCAUAGUCACGGUUGUUUAUUUUAUUACAAAUACCUUAUAUUUAUACAGUGUUUAUGAAAAGGUACUUUGCUACCCUCUCUUGUAUUCCAAGGAAACGGUGAUUCAAAGAUAUUGUGGACGAAUUGGAGGAAACCUAAGUGCUCUUGCUACUGUGAUUACCAAUCCCUCAGAUCUUUAUUUUGGUAAUAAUUUACCCGACAUCAUGCUGUUGUACCUUUAAAAGCAUAUGAGGUGCAACCUGUAAACUGUUUUCCACCACUUUGUGAUGUCUUUGAAUGUUUCAAAAGGCCUAGAAGUGUGCUCCUUCAUGACGAUGUUACAAUAUACAGCAAUGCAAUAUGUAAAUAUGAUUCUUGCAUUCUUUUAUUUAUUGAAUGUAUAAUGUUGUCUGUAUAGCAAAUUACAUAUUGCUGCAAGUGUUGAAUGUGCAAUGUUGUAUUUUUAAUAAAUAGAUGGCAAAACCGUG